AUGGAGCUCGACCACCGGUACAACCCCUCAAGGAGAAGCAAGAGGCUAGGCGACCAAGAGAAAGAGGAGAACUUGGCCUGGGUGCAGUGUGAGCACUUGGAAUGUCAGAAGUGGCGGUCCAUCUCAGUCAAGGAGAUGGCGUCCCUUGCGGUCGAGCUGCCAUGGUAUUGCCACAUGAACGGCGACGUUUCCCACAGUUCUUGUGAGCACCCUGAGGAACCGUACCCCAGCAGUGAGGAGCUCAGCCGCGACGGCCUGGAAGUGGUGUUUUCUCAUAAUUACCAAACAGGCAGCCUCGUGUGGGCGAAAAUGAUAGGCUAUCCUCGAUGGCCAGCUGUUGUGUGUCCAGACCCAGACAAUGGCAAGGAUAUGAACCAAAAAAAAAAUUACGUCAGCUAUCAUGUGGAAUACCUUGGUCAACCACGGACUAGAAAAUGGAUUAACGUACAACAAAUGGAACCAUUUUCUCAACUAGAGAAUGUACCCUCUCAAGCCAGAAACAGGGGUUGGCUGAAUACAGCACUAAAAGAAGCGAAUGAAAUGAUAUCAAUAUCCUGUGAAGAAAGACUACAUUUCUGUCACUUUACAGGUUAUAACGGCAUAGGUGAAGAAAUGUUGCAAGAAACACAUCACUUGCUCAUGGAGGUGGAUGUAUUGAAUGAAAAUAUGAUCAACAAAAAUAAAUCCUUACACACAAAUAUAUCGGAUACAAAAAAUUUAAACUCUUGUAAUGAAGAAGAGAGUCGUCUGAAUCAAAGUUUAUUUCAUGAAGAGAGCUUUCAAAAUGUAGAGGACAGUCCAGAGGAGCUUGUGAAAGCUAAAACAAUCCAUUCAGACGACUCUGUAGAAAUGCAGCAUUCUAGUUUAUCCAAUGAAUAUGAGGAGAUGGAAAACUUGCUGGAAGAAACAGCUGCCUGGCUACAAGAUGAUGGCUAA
Petromyzon marinus (sea lamprey) is the source of this 936-nucleotide messenger RNA. The record is from RefSeq and is a predicted model, not a curated record. NCBI's taxonomy places the organism in Eukaryota, Metazoa, Chordata, Hyperoartia, Petromyzontiformes, Petromyzontidae.